Rotaria sp. Silwood2 is the source of this 207-nucleotide messenger RNA. Lineage: Eukaryota; Metazoa; Rotifera; Eurotatoria; Philodinida; Philodinidae. The record is from the annotation of a GenBank genome assembly.
AUGGAUCAAGUUCAACAAUAUAUUGAACCAUGCAAACAAUUUAUGAAAGAUUCAAUUCGUUUAGUUAAAAAAUGUACUAAACCUGAUCGUAAAGAAUUUCAAAAAAUUGCUAUGGCAACAGCAAUUGGUUUUGCCAUAAUGGGUUUUAUUGGUUUCUUUGUCAAACUUAUUCAUAUACCUAUCAACAACAUUAUUGUUGGUUCAUAA